Dracunculus medinensis (Guinea worm) is the source of this 1899-nucleotide messenger RNA. The record is from the annotation of a GenBank genome assembly. Lineage: Eukaryota; Metazoa; Nematoda; Chromadorea; Rhabditida; Dracunculidae.
AUGGCUGUUGAGAUCAAAUCAGCAGCAGUUAUUCUUGGAUGCUUAUUGUAUCACAUAGUUACGACUGAAAAUCUUCGGAUACAGCAAUUGUUUGCAAAUUUGUCUGAACAUCAUCUUACUGAUUCUUGUAAAAAUUCACUUCGAAAGAUAGAAUAUUAUUUUGCAUCUAAAAGAGAUGAGAAACUAUAUUACGACUCAUUUGGCUCAGGGAAAACCAAUGAAUUAGUGUCAAACGAUCGAUUUGUGACUAGAUCCAUUAAUUUGAGUUUUAAGUUUCAUCGUAUGCUGAAAUGUUUCAAGGCUUCCGGUGAUACCGAAUUUUCUAUUUCGGAUUAUCAUCUUCUAUAUUGCUAUGGUUCUGAUACGAAUAAUGGUAAUAAAGACAUAAAUACUUAUGAUAUAUGUGUACCAACUAUUUGCGUCACAGACCAUCUGAAGAUUCUUAAUGAAUGGAAAACUUUUUUAUCCAACGAUAGUACAUCAGACAUAAGAGAAGCUACUUGCGUUCCUUCCCGUCGCGAAAAACAAUGGUUUCAGCAAUUUCUUCCGAUCAUUUCAUUCUUUUAUAUACUUUUAUCACUAAAAUAUCGAAUAUUUUUGGCAUUUUCUGCGAAGAAAAAUAUAAACAAAUUAUUUGAAUUACCAAAAGAUUGUUGUUCGGUGAUCAGCUGUAUGUUUGGAAUACGUUUUUUAGCCAUAAUCUGGAUAAUCAUUGGACACACAUUUGCAUGGAUUCAGCCAUAUUUAUUGAAUGUCGAUGAAUUUAAGCAAAGCAUUGCACAAAACUUCUUAAAUCAAUGGAUUACAAAUUUCUUACUCACUGUUGACAUAUUUUUGGUACUCGGAGGAACAGUAAACGCGUACGGCUGGUUUAAUAGGAUGACAAAACCUGAUAAUCGUAAUCGCAUAGGAACACUAUCUUUUUGGAUUGCAUUUUAUCGCCACCGUUUGGUUCGUUUAUGGCCGGCAUACAUAUAUACUUUAUUUGGUGUAUUAUUUUUGUCAAACAUUCAUUUCCACGCUAUGUGGCCGGAAAUUGAUCCGGCGCUUCUUUGUCCUAAAUAUUGGUGGCAAAAUCUCUUGUACAUUAGUACUGAAUUUAUUUAUUACGCCAUAUCACCGAUAUUUUUAAUAAUAUUGCUUUGGUCAAGAAAGUUUGGCACAACCUUUAUUAUUGCAUGUAUUGCUAUUUCAGCUAUUCUCCGCGCAUUUGCAAUGGAAAUGUAUAAUUUACCACCUACCCAGCUUGGGUGGACCACACCACCUAUUUAUAAUAAAAGUUUCAUGGAACAUUAUUCACAAAUGUAUAUAAAACCGCAGUUUCGAAUCGGUCCUUAUUUAAUUGGCCUUUUGCUUGGAUACCAUUUAUCUCAAUUUCAUGGAAAAGCAACUAAUCAAUCAACUAAAUUUAUCAUAACUGGUUGGAUUACAUCAGGAUCUUUAAUAUUCUUCUCUAUUUAUGGAUUAUAUCCAAUAUCAAUGAGAUGGAAUUGGCCUUUAUACUAUUUAUUAUAUGGUGCAAUCCACCGAACAACUUUCGCAGUUGGAAUGGCAUGGAUAAUAUUUGUAUGCCAUACAGGCAAGGCCGAAUUCAUCAAUUCAUUUUUCAGCUUAAAAAUUUUUCUACCUCUUUCGUCUUUGAGCUACUCAGUUUAUCUAAGCCACAUGCCAGUUAUUUUUGGGUCUUUCAUGCAAAUGACCUUUCCCAUCAUCUUUUCAAGCAAUAUUAUUCUUAUCUGUCAUUGCCUUAUGUCACUUAUCUUAUCAUACAUUCUCGGACUGCAGUGCUCGUUACUCUCGGAAUUCCCUGCAAUGAAUAUUGAAAAAAUACUGUUUCAACCUUCAAGAAAUGAUGCUAAGAUUUAUGAAGACCAUCCUUUAUCGAUAAAACCUCAAUAA